Centropristis striata (black sea bass) is the source of this 2142-nucleotide messenger RNA. Its product is annotated as cytochrome P450 11B, mitochondrial. Gene Ontology annotation, biological process: cholesterol metabolic process; cellular response to peptide hormone stimulus; cortisol metabolic process. The transcript is spliced from 9 exons. Gene Ontology annotation, molecular function: monooxygenase activity; iron ion binding; oxidoreductase activity, acting on paired donors, with incorporation or reduction of molecular oxygen. Bases 62 to 1711 code for a protein of 549 amino acids. Gene Ontology annotation, cellular component: mitochondrial inner membrane. Lineage: Eukaryota; Metazoa; Chordata; Actinopteri; Perciformes; Serranidae. The record is from RefSeq and is a predicted model, not a curated record.
AGGAAGGAAGGAAGGAAGCCACAACUGUGGAUGAGACGGGCAGACUCGUCUUGUUUGGACCAUGAGGAGCCUCUACGUCCGAGUGACCGUGUGUGUCAGAGCUCGGGGCACCUGCGGGUCCAGAAACCUGCUCUGUGGGGUCGCACCGCACAGAGCUCUGUGCAUGGCGGUGGCUCAUGGGAAGCUGGAGGGGAGAAAAGCAGCUGAGAGUGCAGGAGUCAGGAAGAGUGGUGUGCACGGACAGGUGCGGAAAUUUGAGGAGAUCCCAAACACAGGGAGGAGCGGCGUGGUCAACUUGUUGAAGUUCUGGAGAGAAGAUCGUUUCCCGCAGCUUCACAAGCACAUGGAGAGGACCUUCAACACCCUCGGCCCCAUAUACAGGGAGCAUGUGGGCACCCAGAGCAGUGUGAACAUCAUGCUGCCGUGUGACAUCGCUGAGCUGUUUCGCUCAGAGGGUCUGAACCCCCGACGGAUGAGACUGGAGCCCUGGGCGAAACACAGAGAGAUACGCAAGCACAGCAACGGAGUCUUCCUCAAGGACGGCGAGGAGUGGCGAGCGGACCGUCUCCUGCUCAACAAGGAGGUGAUGAUGAGUGCACCCGUGAAGCGCUUUUUCCCCCUGCUUGAUGAGGUUGCAAUGGAUUUCUGCAGAAUGCUGCGGGCGAGAGUGGAGAAGGAGGGGAGAGGGGAGGAGGGGAAACGCAGUCUCACCAUGGAUCCCAGUCCUGACCUCUUCCGCUUCGCACUGGAAGCCAGUUGCCAUGUGCUCUACGGGGAGCGCAUUGGCCUCUUCUCUUCAUCUCCCUCCCUGGAGUCACAGAAGUUUAUCUGGGCUGUGGAGCAAAUGCUGAAAACAACAACUCCUCUCCUCUACCUACCCCUAAGCCUGCUCCUCCUCAUACGCAGCCCCAAGUGGACAGAGCACGCCAGUGCAUGGGACCACAUCUUCAGGCACGCGGAGGCGAGGAUCCAGAAGGGGUACCAGCGGCUGACAUCCUCCAAGACUCGGGAGUCUAAGGCGGGAGCAGCUGGAGGCCAGUACACCGGGGUUCUGGGCCAACUCAUGGAGAAAGGGCAGCUAUCUUUGGACCUCAUCAAAGCCAACAUCACUGAGCUGAUGGCUGGAGGGGUUGAAACGACAGCCGUGCCCCUGCAGUUCGCUCUGUUUGAGCUGGGCCGUAACCCGGAGGUGCAGGAGAGGGUGAGGCAGCAGGCGAGGGCGUCAUGGGCGCAGGCUGGUGGAGAUCCUCAGAAAGCCCUGCAGGGGGCGCCACUACUGAAAGGCACAGUCAAGGAGAUUCUCAGGUUAUAUCCGGUGGGAACCACAGUGCAGCGGUAUCCGAUCAAAGAUAUUGUUCUUCAGAAUUACUGCGUCCCUGCCGGGACGAUGGUCCAGGCAUGUCUUUACCCAAUGGGAAGGAGUCCGGAGGUGUUCGAGGAUCCACUGCGCUUUGACCCCGGCAGGUGGGUCGUCCGCAGAGAGGAAGGCCGAAGAGAAGAGGGGGUGGGGGGCUUUCGCUCCCUGGCGUUUGGGUUCGGGGCGAGGCAGUGUGUCGGGAGGAGAAUUGCUGAGAACGAGAUGCAGCUCCUGCUCAUGCAUAUCCUGCUGAGCUUCCAUCUCAGCGUGCCGUCCUCAGAGGACAUCAAAACCAAAGUCACGCUCAUCCUGCAGCCCGAGACUCCACCAAAAAUCACUUUCAGCAAACUCUGACACAUAAAAACACACAGAGUCAUGCCAUCAACAUUUUUCACACAAUCAUACAAUUUAGCCAACAUAUUCCUGAUGAUACUCACUGAGCCUUUUGCAUCCUCAUAACCUCUGCAUUCAACCCAAGAAUUCACAAUGCUUUAAUGAAUAAAGAGUCAUUUGCACCUCUUCUUGUUUCAUUGUGGCAAAGCUUGCAAAGUCAACAUGAACACUGUGUCCAGCAGAUGGCGCUAAAACUCACACCAGGCCAUUUAUUGACAUUUGACGCGCUAGUCCCUCCUCUCUCUCAGUCUUGGCUCGCUUCAUAUGUCCAACAGGUUGGUGGUUUCCUUUCUGAAAAUCUAAACUUUACAACUUUACAGUUCGGUUUCAAGUGUUUUACUGUGUAAGGGCUGUAUGCAGCAUUUCUUCUGCACCCUGCUGCUUAUGCAACA